Messenger RNA from Sphaeramia orbicularis (orbiculate cardinalfish), 3161 nucleotides. Its product is annotated as interleukin-1 receptor type 1. The record is from RefSeq and is a predicted model, not a curated record. The transcript has 11 exons. NCBI's taxonomy places the organism in Eukaryota, Metazoa, Chordata, Actinopteri, Kurtiformes, Apogonidae. Gene Ontology annotation, biological process: signal transduction. Gene Ontology annotation, molecular function: interleukin-1 receptor activity. Bases 398 to 2335 code for a protein of 645 amino acids.
CAGCACCAUGCACUAAAAUAACCGUACGUGUUGAACACUUCAGGAAUGCUGGACUGUGAUCCUGUUCCAAAGUGUGACACAGCAUUGAGUCAGCUGUUUCAACACAAAUCCCUGCACUAACAGAGUAACUGUCGUCUGUAAUCUGUGGGAGAAACAGUACAGGCAUCAGUGUAAGGGGAGGGGGAUGACGUCUGUAGUUUGGCUCAAAGGUAAAGAACAUUUUUUUGGCAGGUUAUUGGUAUUUUUAUGCCUUGUUUUGAUCCCUGCUGAUCCAUGUCACUGUUAAAGUAAGCAACCAGCUCACAUUCAUGAUUUCAGACCGCUGGUACAGCUGGAUGUUACAGCAUUGUUGCCUCUGUGUUCAUUUUUCUGUGCUUUUUUUGUGUGUUUUUCAGACAUGGGCUUCAUUUCAACACUUGGAACCAUCCUGUUUUUUCUCGGACUAUGCAGGAUCUGUAAAGGAUCUGAACAGGAGAACUGUACAAAUGUUGAUCGUCAUUUUUGGAGGUUUGGAGACAUUUUCUCUGUGCCUGGAGAUGUGGCUAUGCUAAACAGCUCCCUGGUUUCUCCAAAACUCUUCAACUUUACACACGUCCCUUACAACAUCAGCUGGUACAACCUGAAGACAGGCCAAGAGCUGAAUAAUGAGACCGGUCGACUCCUAGUGCACAGGGAGAAUGUGUGGUUUCUGAAUGUAACGCUGGCAGAUACUGGAGAAUACGAGACCAUCCUCAGAACCCCUUCCCACUGCUACAGGCAGGUCACCAAUCUGACUGUGGAAGAACCGGAUGCUGGAGAGUGUGCACGGCCACGGAGAGCAAAACAGAACAUGACAAGUGGAGUCACUAACAAACUGUCCUGUCCUCUGAUGGACUACAUCGAGAAGCUGAACAGUUACGACAUCAGAUCCUCCAUCACGUGGCACAAAGGAUGUCAGCGCAUAGAAGAUGGAACAGGAAUGUUUACCUACUUAGAAAACUAUCUAAAGAUUGAUAGAGUGACAUCGGAGAACAGUGGUACCUACACCUGCACUGUGACGUUCACCCUCGGAGGAGUCAGUGGAUCUGUGUCCGAGACCAUCGAUACCAUGGUCAUAGGGCGGUACUCUUUGGUUCCACAAGUGCGUGAACCAGCCAGUGAGAUCAUCAAAGCACCGAUGGGAUCCAAUUUCACAAAACAGUGUCUGGUGUUUGUGCCCAGCGUUGGAGAGCCAGAAGUUGAUGUGUUUUGGGUGGUUAGAGGUCGCUUAAUUUCAUCACACCUUCCUUCAGACCGUGUCUACACAACAGAAAAACACAAGACUUUGCGGUGGGAGGAUAGUCCCAUUAAAGGGGCAUGGCUCGAGAGGCUGCUGAUCAUUUCUGAGCUGAAAACAGAAGAUUACUACCUCAACUACACCUGCCGGGCCUUCAGUGCUCGGGGGAAUCCUAUGGGCUAUUUUACGUUGCUACCAACAGAUCCAAACGUUAUGGUCCCAAUUGCCUCCACAUUAUGUAGUCUAGCACUUCUGUUUAUCAUCGGUGUCAUCAUCCUCUACAGUUUCAAGGUUGACAUUGUGCUCUGGUUCAGGAUGUCAUUUCCUGUCUUCUACACCGAUAAAGACUCCGAUGGGAAGCUGUACGAUGCCUAUGUGGCGUAUCCACAGAAGAGUGCAUUUGGAUUCAGUAAGGACGUGGAGAUGUUUGCCCUUCACACUCUGCCUGAGGUGUUGGAAAAGGCCUGUGGCUACAAAUUGUUCAUAGUGGGUCGUGACUGUCUGCCUGGAGAAGCCAUUGUGGACUCAGUAGAGGAAAACAUCCAGGCCAGCCGCCGCAUGUUUCUACUCUACACUGCCUCCACUUUCACCAGAAAAAGACCCACCAGCAGUACCAGUAGCAAUAACAACAACAUCAUCAUGUCUGACGGCAGUGUUGACAGCGACAACACUGACAGCCAGAGAGUUAACAGCUGUGAAGUGGAGUAUCCAGACGCGAGGCAGCAGCUGGAGCGUGUGGCAGCAAUGCACAGAGCACUGCUGGAGGGAACCCUGAAGGUGAUUCUAGUCGAGCUGGAGGAAAUCAGCCCAUCUCAGCUGGAGCAGUUCCCAGAGUCGGUGCGUCACCUGAGGAAGAGGCAGGGCGCUGUGUGCUGGUGGAAGAACAAGAAGAAGACACAUGUAUGGAGGACUUGUAUAAAGAAAGGAGAGGAUGAGGAGAAGGAGAAGGGAGAACAAAAUAUGGAACUGUCCGCAUCCCUGUCACCUUCCUCCAGGUUUUGGAAGGAAAUGAGGUAUCAUAUGCCUGUGAGGGGCAAGAGGGCGGCGUAUCCUGAGAAAACAGCCCUGCUGAACUUGUGAUCCAAGUCCAUAUUUGUAUUUGUACAAACGGCCGAGUAUCCCAUCAUGGAAAGCAAAGACUCACUGGUGUUUGUUCAUAACUUAUUCCAAAGCUUGGAGUUUCCAGAGUUUGUUUGCCUUCAUAUAACCCACUAUUGAUGAUGAACUGAAUGGAAACUGAAGGCAAACAUGGACAAAGAACUGCAGAAAUGAUGUAUAUAAAAUGUGUACAUAUGUGAUGACAAAUGCUAAUAUGUAAAAAUACAUGUCAAUAGUGUCAUAAGUGCAAGAAGGGAAGCAGCACACUGUGAAUCUGAACUGUACUGAUGUUUAUUUAAAGCUCAAAGUGUCACAUCCCUGUCUGCUCUGCUCUCUUUUUUCUUUCUCCCUCUCUUGGCCACGCCUCCUCAUCUCUCUCUGCCACACCUGCCAAUCAGCCUAACUCCGUCCACCUGUGUUCCCCAGCUGCAGCUCAUAAGCUGGGCCGUAUACAUUCACCUCUUCUGCUCUUUGUGACUUGCCAGAUUGUUCUACCUUGUGUGUACACGUACUCUCUAGCGUUAUUCUCCAAGCCUGAACCUAGAGCCUGACCCUGCUCGUUCCGACCCAGCCCGUCUGCCUGCCCGACCUCACCUGCCUGUCUUUGUCCCCGGUAAACGACCAGCCUUUGUUUGACCACGUCUCUCCACCUGAGCCCCGGAUGAUCUGUCCCUUCUGUCCCUGACCACGUCUCCAGCCUGAGCCCUCUUGGUCCUGUUCGGGUUCCCCGGCUCCCGACCCACCGCCUGUCUUUGACUCUUCUGCUGCCUGUCCCCUGUCUGUUGAAAGUUUGUCUGUUAAAUAAACU